UUGUGAAUGUAAAAGAUUGAAAAUGAAGAAGCAUCUUAGUUUUCACGCAUAUCGGCUAUCUACUAUUUAGGAGGAGUUAAUUAAGAUAAUUUCAGUUUAUUAAAUGAAAUUAAACUAUUGCACAUAUGUUAUUUUGUUAAUGAAAAUAAGCAGUUUGCUAUUUUUGUAACGAUGGUGGCUGUGAUUAAAUUGGUUUCCAUGACACUGUAUGUGUGUACUAAUUUGUAAUGAAGUAAUGUGCACUUUUACCCAUAAAAAGUGCCAGGAACAGAAUUUUGUUAUUUUCGAUAAGUUAAAAAGAACAAUAAACAUAGUGCCACCGCCACCGCGGCCAAAAUGUCAGAAGAAACAACGUCAGAGAAAACACCAAAGCUUAGCAAUACAAACAACAGCGCGAUCAACGCAUGCAAAACUGACAUAAAAAUAUCUGCGGAAGGCGUAGCCAAACUGAAUUUUAGUUUUUUAGAUGAAAUGCAAGGGGACAGUAGCUUGGAACCGGGCGAGGUUAAAACACCUCCACAUGGUAGCUCAGUUAUAGAGCAAAACAUAAACUCACAGCUGUUAGAUGCAGAUUCAGAUAAGAUGUUGCGUAAGGAAUCGUUAGUUAAUUUAAAAAAAUCAACUUCGCUGUCAGACGCCGAAGUAUGUCAGGAGAAGGUACGUGCAAUACUGGAAAUAGACGCUAUUAAGAGGAAGGAAGAAGCAGAAAAUCGUAAAAAGUUGAAAGCAAAGGCCGUAGCAACUGAGGAUGCUUUAGAUAAAGAAACUAAAAAGAAAGCAAAGGAGGAGCGUAAAAAACUGAAAAAAAGACUCAAAAAAGAACAAGAGGAAGCACGACUUGCUCUUGAAAGCGACGAUGACAGCAGCGUCUGGAAGAGUGAAUUACUGAUGUCGAUGGAUGCAUUAAAAGCAAAUAAUAAGGGAAACACACUUGACAGUGAAACAUCAGCACGUUAUCCCACAGUAAUGCCAACACCACGACUUAUGUCUGGCGCCUAUGGCGAUGGGUUUAUGCCAUAUAGACCCAUGAUGGGACCUUUCAUACGUGGAAUGCGGCCAGAGUUUCAUAAUGUACGUGGUGCUUACCAUCCGCGACCUCGUGCGGCUGUGAGGGGUCAUCCACGUUUUAAUACAUUUCGGCCGCCUUUUUUCAAUAAUGCGCCAGUGCGACACCAUUUACCUCUAACUCGUCAGCAUACACCACCUCCAAUACGGGGGCAUUCACCAAUACUAGCGCCAGACUCAGAAUUGCUUUGGACAAAAAACAAGCCCUCUAUUUCAUAUGCAUUCAACAUUGAGAAAAGUAAAACACAAACAAUUGAUGUCAAUAAAAAAGAUGCAGUCGUCGAUGUAGCCAAAGAAACAUCAAAGCGUGUAAAAAAAGCAAAGAAGAAGGAAUCAAAAGCGAAGGUGAAAAGUAGUCGAAAGCUAAAAAAGAAACGAGGACAUAAAAAAAACAAACGCAAUGUUGAGAAAAUUCGUAAAACAUUAGAAAAGGCAAAGAAAAAAUCUCACCAGACGCUAGAGAAUAUCGAAAUUGUAACGCGGGAAACUGCAACGACGAUAACGCAGGAAAUAGCAACGACUACAACUCGUACAACGGAGUUACUAGCAGAGAUAGAAAAUGUGGUCAAAAACAUAAAAGUGGAAAAAUCUGAUUGUUAUCCAAAAGAUAUAGCAGCAACUUGUGUAAUUCCGAAACCAAUUACAAUAAAGAAAGAAGUGAUCGAUGAAAGUUAUGAGAUGGCAUCAACCGUAGCUGAUAAUAAUAAAAAUGAAAAUGAGCUGCAAGUUUUACCACAGCAGAAUAACAUUUCUGAGCAUAAUAUUGGGACAGAUACGCAGAAAGGGAAAGCUGUUGAUAUCCCCACUUCCUCCACAAAAAGCCAUACAGAUGACAUAAAAUCCUCGUUUGAUAUGUUUGCCGAUUCACCACCCGUUACACCCCCACCUGCUUCCAAAAAUAAAAAGAAAACAAGUGCUGAUAUCUCAACGUCAAAUAAAAGCGGUACUUCAGCAAAUCAAACUAACUGCGAAAAAACUUCUGAGUUGAAAUCAACUGUUGUUAAAAGUACCACACCACCACGAGAAUUGCUUAAAAAACACGUCACUUCUUCAACGGAAAAGUUGGUAUCAACCAAGACCAGGGAGUUGGAGAGAAAUGUACAAAAAGAUCGUAAACAGUCGCAGUCAAGUACAAAUAACUUAAGAGAAAGUGAAAAACGGUCUUCACCAAAAAUCACAGAAUUCGACAAAAGCUCGACAUUUGAUAUAGUAAAAGAUAAUAAUAAUAAAACUGCCAAAACUCGUGAAUAUAAAAAUCCAUUCAAGAACUGUUCACCUUCGUCACACCGUUCAUCAUCUCGUUCGCCGAAACGCCGUGAUAGGCGUGGCGAUAUGGAGAGAAAACGCUCAAUGAAUCGUUCAACUUCACCAUACAAUAAACGUAAUUCCUCAGCACAUCGUGAUCACGGGUUCGAUUUUGAAAAAAAACGCAAAUCACGUGCUCGUUCACCAAAAGAUGCUGGAAAUCGAUACCACAAACAUGAAUCGUCAACUUCAAAUCGUAGUGUUAGCUCGCGUACAUCGCUGGAAAGCAACACAGACUUAAAAGAUUCAAAACACCGUUCACGUGAAAGUCUUGAUAGCUCCAGAAAUUCAGGUUUAUCUAAAUCACGUUCUCCAAGAAGUUCUAUAUCGAAGAAUAGUGCACUUAAUUCAAAGCGGCACUCGGUUAGUAAUAGCAAUAUACAAAAACAAACUACACAACGUUCUCCUUCUAGAGAUAGUGCUCGGCGUUCUGGUGAUACUAAAAAAGAUGUUAAACGUUCAGUAUCGAAGGAGUCAUCAAAGAAUGAAAAAGACACAAAAAAACGGUAUGUAGCAGCAACUGAUAAACGUGAAGGUUCCCAUGACAAAUCUAAAAAAAUAAAAUUGGAAGAAUCGAAGUCAAAAAAAGUCUCGUCAACACCAAAAAAUGAACUGAAAGAUAAAGCUAGAGAGCGUGUUACGGACGCUCAAAAUAAAAAAACAAGUACUGUAAUACAAAAAAAUACGCCACUUUCUUUUACUCCUGAUGAAUUCCUUUUCCCUGAAGUACAUAACUCUGAUAUUAACAUUGAUGGGGAGGUUAUUCCAAAGAGCCUUAAUAAUUCGAAGUCGAAGGAUAAACAAUGCGAAGUAUCCAAUAAAAUGAUUAAAAGCACUGCCAGUGGGAAACGUUCCGACGACAAAAGUCCAGACACAGAUGAUUAUAUGGACAAUUGGGAAAAUGAAGAUCCUGAUACUGAUAUGAUUUCAAAUAUUACUGGAGAUAGUUCAACACCUAUUAUAUCAUCACAAGAAGAUAUUGAUGACAAACUUAUAACCCGCUUUGUAAACCCAAGCCCGCCGGCUAAUAUCUUACAAUCACAAACACAGUUAAAUGAAGCUAUCAGAAGUACCACACCGACAUCGUCACCGCCUAAUCAAAAUAUUAGCGGCAUUGAAAGCAUUGAAAAUACUACAAAUACAUCAACUGAACGUGGAAAUCAAUUAAAAAAUAAAUCUUCUGGUAUGCAGGAAAUUUAUGACCAGUUUAUAAAAAGUGUUGAAGACUCUGUGAACCAAAAACAACUUGAAUCAAAACAAGAUGAAUUAGAUUUAAAACCUGCACCUAAAUUAUAUGAAACUAAUACGAAAGAAAGAUGUACAUCGCCACCUCAUCUAUCAUCUUCUGAAUCAUCUGCGUCGUCUUCAACGUCGGAUAGCUCAAAUACAUCUGGUAGCAGUACAACAUCGACAGCAAAUAAUUCUUCAGACGAUAGUAAUGAUGGUAGUAACUUUGCUAACGAAUUUAAAUUGAAAAAUUAUUCGGAUAGUUCUACUAAGUCAACUUUUCGAGACACCGAAGUACCUAAAACUAGCUCGCCUAAGACUAGCUCGGCGUCCACGAGUAUAAAAUCUUGCAAUGAAAGUGCAGUUGAUACGCCUCCUGCUGUGUUAUCAGAGUCAAAAACUAAUUCGGUAUCGCCAUCACCAUCACUCCAACAAAUACAAAAUGUAAGUCCGGAAGCUUGCAGCACAAAUACGCCUGCAGCUUCGGUAGAUUUCAAAAAAUUGAAAAGUAUAGACACUAAUUUGGAUCGUAUACAAAAAAUGCGUGCCAAUUUUGAUUCUACAGAUGAAUUAUCUGGAGAACUGCUGAAAAUGGAAAGAAUAUUUAUACAAGAACGAUAUAUGAUUUUGCAAAAAUAUUUACCAAAAACAACUACGCAACCAAUACCAGCGGCGACUCCACAAGUUCAAAAUGUAGCACCAACAGUUGCACCCACAAGCACAGAUGCUUCUCUAAAACCUCCACUUCAAUUUGAGGCUUCGUCGGUAGAAAAUACACCAAGUUUCGUUAGUCCGCCUCUGAUUCCAAACAAAAUAUUUGAUAUAAAUCGUGAGAGCAUAAAAUUGACUAUAUCGCCAAUCAAACUCACAAAAGCUAACGUGAUUUUCAGUAAAGAUGAGAAUACACUUAAGAAACCUGCUGAAUCAACUGAAACAGAUGAAACAGAUUUUACAGAAAAACUUGUAAAGCCAGCUAAAGAAAUUGCCAUUGUAAAGCCUAUGAUGGAAACAAAACCAAUGCGUUCAAGCCACCAAAAAAAUAAUUCCAUGGCAAGUUAUGACCGUACUCGUUCACCAAGCAGAAAUAGAAAUCGGGAACGAGAACGUGAACGCGAACGCGACCGUGAUCGAGAUCGUGAUCGUGACCGCGAUCGUGACCGUGAUCGUUCUAAACGCUCAAUAUCACGACAAAGUUCACAACGUCGUAGUCAUGUACGUUCAUUAUCUCCUUCACCCCCAAGACGUUUUGGAGCAAGUGGUCGUCGCGGAGUACAAUACAACCGUGGCGGAAAUAGUCGCCGUUCACGUAGUUUAAGUCAUAGUCCCAAUAGGCGUAGACGAAGAAAUGUACAAUCCCGUGGGCCUUCAGAGUAUUCACCAGUUUCACCAAGAUCGCCAAAUUCACCAAAAUAUUCACCUUUGGGCCCAUCUAAAAUACGACGUCGUUCAUAUAGUAGGGAACGUUAUUCACGUUCUCCAUUACCAUUUAAACCACCAUCUCCACCAAUGAGACGUAGCUUCAGUCCAACAUCAACACGUCGUCGAUCGAGUCUUUCACCAACUCCAGGAUCACGUCGACAAAGAUCCAUUUCACGAUCUAUGUCACCGCGUGGACCCCGAUCGCCACGUUCGCCACCUUCAUUUGAACAUCGACGAGACAAAAAAAGUUAUCGGCGCUCAUUAUCACCAUUACAACAACGCUUUUAUGGACAAAGCUCGGACUCUGCUGCAUAUUGUUACGACGUACAGCCUGAUUCUCUCGAUGCAAGAAUUAAUCAUGCAUUAGACAAUAUAGUUACUGGCGAUGAGAAUAAUGUUGCCGCUGCACACACUUAUACUAAUUUUACAAAUUAUCCACAGUACCCUGGCACAGCUUACGUGCCUAUACCAAAUAAUACAAGUACCUACUAUGAAAAUCAGUAUAUGCCUAUACCUAGUGGUGGACCUGUACAGCAUUCUCUACAAACUCCUAACCAGAUUUACUCGAAUAUACCAACCAUUGAUAGCACGAGUCAUGGUCGACCAGUUCCGCACAUGCCAACACCAAACUAUAACUAUUAUAAUGAAUACGGUGAGCAAUUUCGUGUGCUAAGUCAAACUAAUUCCACACUUAAGGAACUGCCGAAGGCAACUGUUGCGGUGCAAAAAGGCAAUGUCUUGGAAAUCGUGCCGUCCAAUGAUCCGAUAGUGUGCACUACUGAAGUAAAAAUAAAGACAGAAGUAACCUCUCCAACAGAUAAUAAAGCUAAAGUAAAGAAUAAGCCGAAAGUGGUAAAGGAUUCCUGGGAGCAGGAGAAAAAUGAACGAAAGUCCGUUGUCGAUUCAUUACGAAUUCAGCGCAAUAAAAGUGGAGCUAUGGGUAGUAUUUUAAAGAAGGAUAAAUCGGAAGACGCUUCAGUUAAGCAAGAGAAAUCUUUUAAAAGAAAAGUUGUGUUCGAGGAUGGUAUAACCCCAAAUAACGACAGUGAUGAUGAAGAUCGAAUUCAUGUGGAGAAGAAAAUAUUGCGUAAAAUUCGUCGCAUUUAUAAGAAAACUGGUGUUAAGACGGAGUUGGGCGAUGCGUUUAUGAUUAUUAAUAAACAUAAAGAAGAAACAAAGAUAAAUUUGGCACUUGAAAAAGUACCACCACCUUCACCGCCGGAUACGGUUUCCGAAUUUGUGGAAGAAGCGAAGUAUUUGCGAGAUAUGUCUAACGUCAGGUUAUUCUACCACUAUGAUUCUGUCAUACAUUCAAUGUACAUAUCGCCACAUAUUGAUGCGUUGCCUCCUCGUCUUAAAGGACCUGACGCCAAAACUCCAAAUAUAACCCCGCCAGCAAGCACACCAUCGCCAAUUUCACAUAUUAAUCUUAAAAAGGAUUUACCGGUACACGCUUCCUUUAAUCGCUCUAACAGAACUGAACGUGCUUCACCAAAACUCUUGUCAAAUAUAAAACCACGCGAAAUGAAUGUACAUCAAAUUAGAGCAAAACCAUCUCCCGAAAUAAACCAAAAUAUAAGCGUACCUCCGCCGCAACCAGUGUCAGUUAUUAACACAACAGCAUCACAUCCACAUGUAGGCAAACUUUCAGGUACAUUCCAACCAGUUCCAGCUCCACAGUCACCACCAGUUUAUAGACAUCCAUUUAUACAACCUAUACGUUUUAUGCCUAUGCGAAUUAAUAACAACUUUAUGCGUAUGCCACCGAUACGCAGUCCACAUCCAUCUCCACAUUUAGUAACGCCACCAAUGCAUGAUGGCGCUAUACCAAUAAGGCCUCAUAACUUUAACUUACCACAACCUGUUGUGGGGCCACCUAAACCGGGCGUACCACCACCACAUGUGCUGCCUCAUCCACCCAAUGAACAGUAUUUUCCACAACAUAAUUAUUACAACACCCCGCCUCAACAUUAUCGUGGACCACCACCAAACUACUACAGGCAAGCACCAGCGCUGCCACCGCCGCCUUCGCCUCGACAUCCCAGUAUAGGCGGCAAUAAGGAAGGCGGUAAUAUUAUACCAACAUUAGGACACUAGACACUAAACACUAAACACAAAAAGCACCGAAGCAAGACAAAGGAAGAAAAUGAAAACAUUUCAUCCAACUCUGACUUUUUUUGUUUUGAAACCAAAUAUUUCAGUGGUCACAAAUACUCAGAAUGAAUUGUUGUAAAUAUGACACGGCUGCUUUGAACAAACUGACACAUUUGCUAUUUUGGCGUAGUGUGCUAAUAUUUAUAGUCACCAAAAACAUUUUUUUUAUUAUUUCACACAACAAUAAGAUUAGAUAUUCAUUCAGCAUCAGAGUGCAACAGUCGAUUGCAUCGAUUACCGAAAAAUCGGUAAGAAUAUAUAAUUAUUCUCUAUAACUUUUUAAUUAUAAUUAAAAAUUAAAAAGUUAUAAUUACUAUUUUUGCUGAAGAUAAUUGUCCGGAUUACCUGGUCUCGACCAAGUCGUUGAAAGAACGUGUGUGAAAUCUGUAUAUAAGGUUUAUAUUAAAAUUUUUUUAUUAUUAUUUUAAAUUUAAUUUUAUGUUUUGACAAAGUUAAUGUGUAAGAAGUUAGUUACAGUUAUAGUUAAGUAUAUUUAGAUCAUAUAAGAACUGUAGAA
Messenger RNA from Teleopsis dalmanni, 7687 nucleotides. It is a transcript of the gene l(3)psg2, whose product is annotated as serine/arginine repetitive matrix protein 2. NCBI's taxonomy places the organism in Eukaryota, Metazoa, Arthropoda, Insecta, Diptera, Diopsidae. The transcript is spliced from 4 exons. The record is from RefSeq and is a predicted model, not a curated record. Bases 337 to 7113 code for a protein of 2258 amino acids.